GUCGACCUCUACAUCAACCUCGUCCGCACCCGACGACGCACUAUAUACAACGACUUCUGCCUCGGAUCAAACCGCUUACGAACACCUUCUUGCCUUUUACAUUUUCGAACCCCCGCAACACCGCCGACAUGAAUCCUGAAUACGACUACCUCUUCAAGCUACUCCUUAUCGGUGACUCUGGUGUCGGAAAGUCCUGCCUGCUGCUGCGUUUCGCAGACGACACAUACACAGAGAGCUACAUCUCCACCAUCGGUGUCGAUUUCAAAAUCCGGACCAUCGAGCUCGAUGGCAAGACGGUGAAGCUACAGAUUUGGGAUACCGCCGGCCAAGAGCGUUUCCGCACCAUCACAUCUUCGUACUACCGUGGCGCCCACGGCAUCUGCGUCGUCUACGAUGUGACCGACAUGGACUCAUUCAACAACGUCAAGCAGUGGCUGCAGGAGAUUGACCGAUACGCUACAGAGGGCGUCAACAAGCUGCUCGUAGGCAACAAGUCCGAUAUGGCGGACAAGAAGGUUGUCGAGUACACCGUGGCCAAGGAAUUUGCAGACAGCCUCGGCAUCCCCUUCCUCGAGACGUCCGCGAAGAGCGCCACCAACGUCGAGCAAGCUUUCCUCACCAUGGCCCGCCAGAUCAAGGAGCGCAUGGGUACCACAACCGCCAACACGAAGCCCACAGUCCCCAUCGGGCAGGGCCAAGGCGUACAGAGCGGAUCGGGUGGCGGCUGCUGCUAGAGAAGAAGGGAACAAUUGAAUGUGUCGGGAAACGUACAAGCGUCCAAAGACAAGCGACACAAGGCGUCGGUUCUCGAGUUCCGAUCUCUAUAUGCGAUUGCGGAUGUGGUGCGGUACUACUAUAAUGCUCACUGAUACAUGACCGUCAUGUCUCUCCCAUUCGUCAUCAUCUCCACGUCUUUGUCCUUGUCUAUGUGUGGCAUGGCGACGCGACUCGCUUAGAAUGGGGGCUUUCGUUUGGAUUUUCGGGAUAUGCCCGUGUCUGCAUUACAAUUUGUCGUGGCCGCUAGGUCUCUUUCCUUCGGAGUCUUCUAGGUGUUCUUAAUGUGGGCAAAUACUU
This is a messenger RNA of Pyrenophora tritici-repentis Pt-1C-BFP, 1074 nucleotides long. The record is from RefSeq and is a predicted model, not a curated record. NCBI's taxonomy places the organism in Eukaryota, Fungi, Ascomycota, Dothideomycetes, Pleosporales, Pleosporaceae.